AUGCGGGCUAGUUAUUUAUCUCAGGAUGAUUCUGAAACUGAGACAGAGCAGGUUUUCAAUUCCUUUGAAGCCUACCUAAAUAUUGGAAGACAUCUCCUUUGCCUAAAAGACUACAAACGUGCACUUACUUACUUAGAUAAAGCUCAAGAAAUCGAGCCAAAUCACGUAAAGUGUCUGCUAAUGCGCUCAACAUGUAACCUACAUCUUACAAAUAAUGAUAAAGCAAUCAGUUUGGCCAAACGAGCCUAUGAGAUGACCAAGAGAGAUCCACAUGUGAUUUUACUACUGGCAGAAGCAUACUAUAGAAAUGGUGAAUUUGAAAUGGCUCUCAAGUACUUCACCAACGGGAGACGAAUUAGAUCCUCAAUGGAUGUAUUCACCUCCGGAAUUCACAAAUGUGAAGAGGCUAUUCAGAAUAAUUGUGGUGGGACUGAGCCUAAAUUGAUGCCUGAUUUGGAUCUCACCGACUAUUACUCCCAAGCGUUUCCACUUAAAGACCCGUCCAGUAAUUCAAGCAUCUGGGAUAAAAAACGUGAUCAAGAUACUUGGCCGAAAAUGAUGCCCCCAGAGAUUCUCCGCAAAAUCUUCGGGAAGCGAUACUGGGAGCUCCCAUAUAUUCAAGAGAUCUAUGAUGCUGAAGUUUAUCGCCAUACUUGUCUCGAAAUCUAUGCCAAGCUUUUACCAACCAAAGUUGAGGUUUCAUCACUAACUUCAAGAUAA
Molecule: messenger RNA, 720 nt
Organism: Rodentolepis nana
Lineage: Eukaryota; Metazoa; Platyhelminthes; Cestoda; Cyclophyllidea; Hymenolepididae
Source: the annotation of a GenBank genome assembly